AAACUAGUUUCAUUUUAAACAUCAACAUUGAGAUAAACUCAUUCCAGUUAAAAUAUUAAGAUUAUUAUUUGAUGGUUUGUACAAAUAAGAACGAAUCCCCCAAGAAAUUAUAUGAGAAAAAAUAGUGAAUAAUAUUUCUAAAGUGCAAUUAAUCGUAGUUUUUUAGUGAAGUAUGAUUCCAUUCAAUGCACUGUUGUUUAUUUUUAUAUCUGGUGUAGCUGCAGUAAGCCAAAAAGAAAAAAAGUUACAGAAUGUCAUAGAAGGUGAUAUCAUGUUAAGAGAAGAUAAGGAUUACUGGGGUCGAAAAUCAGGUCCAUUGGUGGAUAUGAAGAAGAAUAGAUGGACAGAAGGUAUUGUACCGUAUGUUCUGAAUGAAACAGUUUACAAUGCCUAUGACGUAUAUGUAAUUAAUGAAGCUCUACAGGAAAUUGAAGACUUCACUUGCAUCAGCUUUAUCCGAAGAACAACUGAAAAAGAUUAUAUCUACAUCACCCCAGAUGGAGGAUGCUGGUCAUAUGUUGGUCGCCAAGGUGGGUCUCAAGUUGUUUCCCUAACUGUUCCUGAUUGUAUUAACAAAGGGACUGUUAUACAUGAGUUGAUGCAUGUUCUUGGUUUCUGGCAUGAGCAUAAUAGAUCGGACAGAGAUGAUUUUAUUGAAAUAAUUUGGAGUAAUGUUAUUAAAGAUAAAGAAAUAAAUUUUGCAAAGAGUUUUCCAGAAGCAUCGAAUUUUCUUAAAUUUCCUUAUGAUUAUCAAUCCGUAAUGCAUUAUGAUGCGUAUGCAUUUUCUGUAUCGCCAAGAUUGCCAACAAUGAGGCCAAAGCAGCCAAGAACUAGACUCAGAGAUCUUGGUCGGGCCAAAACCAUUGGAACACUCACAGAAACAGAUAUUCUGGAGAUAACGGAGCUGUAUGAAUGUUAAUAUCAAUUUAUAAUUAUUUAUUAUUGUUUGUAAAAUAUUUGUAAAUAACGGGUUUUAUAAAAAAAUA
This is a messenger RNA of Parasteatoda tepidariorum (common house spider), 986 nucleotides long. Its product is annotated as astacin-like metalloendopeptidase. Gene Ontology annotation, biological process: proteolysis. Gene Ontology annotation, molecular function: zinc ion binding; metalloendopeptidase activity. The record is from RefSeq and is a predicted model, not a curated record. Lineage: Eukaryota; Metazoa; Arthropoda; Arachnida; Araneae; Theridiidae.